AUGCAGUUUCCUGCAUUUUUCCUGGCUGCCAUUGUAGCAGGGAAACGACCUGAUACAAUAUGGUUGCCAGAGGCUGAAACCCUAUUCGACUCGCACUUCGCUUUGGAUCUCGAGAAAAUAAAGGAACUGGAAAUCAAGCAUGAGUUUCAAGUGCCUCUGGAGGUCUCGAGGUAUUACAAAGACUACUGGAUUCUUCAUAACGAGGACUACAUUUGCAUCUAUAACAAGAAGCAGAAUCAACCGUACAUGGUGACGGGCAAAGGGAUCAGAUGGAAUUCUUAUGAUCGCGUUUUGAGAUCUAAGGUUGUCGAUCCUCGCUCCAGUUCGAAAAACACGGGGAUUCAGCCUCUGUUUCUCGCUGAGAUGGCGUCCUCUAAGUUGAGGACUACCCUUGCCAGAUCAUCUAACAACUUCUUUCCAUCAAACACAAAUGCACACGCGGAGUUUCUAUUCAAACUUCUUCCAAAUCUUGCUGAACGAUAUCCUGAAUCGAAAUUUACCUUCAUCCCUUUCUACAGACAUGGUAGAGUGUCAUCCAUCAGAUAUUUGUUCCAGCUUGAUAAUGGGCAAUCAUUUGGGGUUGAUUUAAAUGUUGCUGAAGACAUAGAAGAGAAAAGUUCUUUGUCGGACAUUCUUAAAAAGCUUGACGACGUAAGAUUUGACAAAAACUAUAUGUUCCAGGCGACGGAUAGCUUCGAAAAUCUCAUAACCCAUCUCAGAAAAAAACGCUCAACGACCCGAAGCAAACGAUCUGCGUACGCUAACGACGCUUCAAUCUUUUUAUGCAAAAACAAAGAUAGCAAAUGGGGAGCUGGAUUUCCCUCACUCCCAGAGUGGGAUCGAUGUGGUGAGGCGCCAAACAACUCAAACACAAACACGGUCGAGUCAACCCAGUGCUGGUGCGAUGACAAGUGCCUAGAGCGAAAGGACUGCUGCACCGACUAUUUGACUUCGUGCAAAGGACAGACAACAUUUCCAGAAUCAGAGUGCAUUGUGGAAGAGGAGUUUGAAUGCCCUGAUCAAACUUACGAAGGCACCACGCUUCUAAUUUCGACUGAUGGCUUUAGAAAAUCAUACCUGGAACGGAAAGAAUUUUUACCAACUUACAUGAAAUUGCGAGAGUGUGGUUCCUAUCCUGAGUUUAUGGAGCCUUCGUAUCCGAGCAAAACCUUCCCGAAUCACCACACACUUAUGACUGGACUCUAUCCAAGCCAACACGGAAUUGUUGGAAACAAAUGGUACGACUGGAAAAAAGAUGCAAGCUGCAACGUCUUCUCGCCUAACACUGGCGACUACUCUUGCAAUGUUUCCUCUCCUGAUGAAGGGUGGUGGUCAGGAGAUCCAUUCUGGAAUACUGUUGAGCGACACGACAUGAUUUCAGCGUCUUGUCUCUGGGCUGGUAAUGAUCUCUCGAUAAAUGGCGAGAAUCCAACUUACUUUUGGGACUAUGGAACAUACGGAGAAGAGCCUUUUGGAUACAGAAUCUAUCAGAUGCUAGAAUGGCUUAAUCUCCCUCCCUAUCCUGGGUCAGGACCAAAGGAAGGUUUCCGGCCGAAAUUUCUCACAUUGUACUUUGACGAGCCAGAUCAUAUUGGACAUGCUUUUGGUCCAUACGACGAGUCCGGAGAGCUCGAUAAAGCACUAAAAAGAGUUGACAUACAACUACAGCAGCUCAUGGAUGGAUUGAAAAUGUACAACUUAGACAAAUGCGUGAACAUAGUAUUGACUACCGAUCACGGAAUGGAGCAGGCUUUAUGCGAGGACAUGGUUGCUGUAGCUCCCCUUUUAGAUGAAGUCAACCCGAAUAUUAUGAGGACUACAAAUCUUCUAACGAAAACAACUACAGCACAGCAGGGUGGUCUUAUGGGCUCAAAUUCAUCAGAUCCUUUUGAUGUUGUCGAGAUUAUAAAUGGCGUCAAGUGCACAUGGAAUGAGAACGGUUUUAAAAUUUAUGACAAAUACUUGGCACCGAAACGCUUGCAUUAUGACAACCCGACUCCGUCUAUUGAGCUCUUGCUUUAUUACAUGAAACCUGCAACGAAAGUAACUUCGUAUCCCUGGAACAAUUGUAACGACGAAGGAUACAUGGGCAACCACGGCUGGGAUUCAAAAUAUGAAGGCAUGAAAGUCCCAUUGACAAUGUACGGCCCUAAAAUCAAAAGAAAUGUCGUUCUUCCACCAAUUCAAAACGUAGAAGUCUUCCGACUUCUCAUGGAUCUUGUUGGCAUAAGAACUGAUUCUCCAAAGUUGAUGGAAAAAUUCUAUUCACAGCAGUUUUCCCUUGACGGACGAUUUGAGCCAGCUUUAAAAAGACCCACGAAUCCCGCUAAAUCAAAAUCAUUUAUUGGAGAAACUAAAUUUCCCGACGGAGUAAAAGUUGAUGAAUCGAUCGACAUAGCUUUUGAUGAGCAUCACAACUUCCCCACAUACUCCAGUUGUUCUUCACUUGACGAGUGUAUGAACAAAUUACGGCUCGGAUUCGAAGACAACUCGCGACUCGAGUUCUUCGAUGAACCUUACUGGUGGCACACACUAAAGGAUGACAUGCUGCCAAGAGUAUUUUCCAACGACGUUAAAUCGCUUCGAUUCGGAACUGCAUUCGAUACAACAGGAACUGGUGUUUAUGUUCCUCCUUCUGAAUGGAUGAACAGGCAGACGAACAAAUGGUGCAAUAGACAGGGUGUUUUUCAACCAUCACACAUGUACUUUAUCCUCGAAGAUCAAGAGGGCUCACUUUAUCCUGCCCUGUAUCCUUGGAGGCACAAUACUUCUGACUCUUUCGCAAGUGAAUAUUCUCCGUGCAUGGUCAUCAAUCAAGAAGAAACACGGCCGCUUUAUUGGGGCAAUUUCAACUGCAGAUUAGUUUACUACAUACCAUUCGUCGAGUGGUGGCAAGAAAAACUAGAAAUGCACUCAGUCAGGCUGCUCGAGAUUGAAAGAUUGACUGGAAUGGAGUUUCUCGGGGAAACAGAGCGUGUAAAACGCAUUGCCUUGCGAUCAACAAUGAAUUUCGAAGGCGACUUGGGAUGGGCUUUUAAAGAACCAAGUUCAUCUCCGAUUGCUGCUCUCGGCUCUAUUCUUUACCUUUUAUUGCUUCUAUUUCUUUAA
Oikopleura dioica is the source of this 3108-nucleotide messenger RNA. Lineage: Eukaryota; Metazoa; Chordata; Appendicularia; Copelata; Oikopleuridae. The record is from the annotation of a GenBank genome assembly.